This is a messenger RNA of Cannabis sativa, 735 nucleotides long. RefSeq lists its product as uncharacterized. Bases 1 to 735 code for a protein of 244 amino acids. The record is from RefSeq and is a predicted model, not a curated record. The transcript is spliced from 2 exons. NCBI's taxonomy places the organism in Eukaryota, Viridiplantae, Streptophyta, Magnoliopsida, Rosales, Cannabaceae.
AUGGCCAACGAUGAUCAAUCAGCUCAGUCUGAAAUUCGGUCUCUGAAUCCAGAUAAUUCUUCAUCUCGUGACAAUCAAGAUUCCCAGAGAAACAAUCAAAGAAGUCCACUUGAGGAUCCUGCCAAUCCCUACUAUCUUCACCACGGUGAUAAUCCAAGAAAUACUCUGGCAAUGCAACUUUCAAUCUCUGUUAAGAACAAGAUAGGAUUCCUUGAUGGUUCUAUUCCUAAACCCUCUCCUACUGAUUUUGUUAUGUAUAAUGCUUGGGUUAGAAAUAACAAUAUUGUCAUUUCUUGGAUUUUAAUAAAUUCUGUUUCUAAGGAAAUUUCUUCUAGCAUACUCUAUGAUGACAGUGCUGCUGCUAUUUGGAAUGACCUUAAAAUGAGAUUUCACCAAAGAAAUGGUCCUCACAUAUACAAUCUAAGAAAGGGUUUGAUGAAUCUCAAACAAGAAGCUCAAACCGUGAGCAUGUACUUCACCAAACUGAAAACUGUCUGGGAAGAACUCUCCAAUUAUCGACCUUCAUGUACUUGCAAUGGUUGUUCAUGUGGAGGAGUCAAGAAACUUCAAGAACAUCACCACAUGGAGUAUAUAAUGUCCUUUCUCAUGGGACUAUCUGACAACUAUACUCAGGUUCGAAGCAGCAUCUUGCUGAUGGAUCCAUUGCCUGAAAUGAAUAGAGUUUUCCAUCUUGUUUCUCAAGAAGAACAUCAGAAAGGAAAUACUAUAGGAUAA